Messenger RNA from Puma concolor (puma), 846 nucleotides. The record is from RefSeq and is a predicted model, not a curated record. NCBI's taxonomy places the organism in Eukaryota, Metazoa, Chordata, Mammalia, Carnivora, Felidae.
AUGAGUCAGCAGCGGCCGGCGCGGAAACUGCCCAGCCUGCUGGUGGACCCGGCGGAGGAGACGGUGCGCCGCCGGUGCCGCGACCCCAUCAACGUGGAGGGCCUGCUGCCAUCAAAAAUAAGGAUUAACUUAGAAGAUAAUGUACAGUAUGUGUCCAUGAGAAAAGCUCUAAAAGUGAAGAGACCUCGUUUUGAUGUAUCUCUGGUUUAUUUAACUCGAAAAUUUAUGGAUCUUGUCAGAUCGGCUCCUGGGGGGAUUCUCGACUUAAACAAGGUCGCCACGAAACUGGGGGUGCGGAAACGAAGAGUAUAUGACAUCACCAAUGUCUUAGAUGGAAUCGAUCUGGUUGAAAAAAAGUCUAAGAACCAUAUUCGAUGGAUAGGGUCUGACCUUAGCAAUUUUGGGGCGGUGCCUCAACAGAAGAAGCUGCAGGAGGAGCUUUCUGACUUAUCAGCAAUGGAAGAUGCUUUGGACGAGCUGAUUAAGGACUGUGCCCAGCAGUUGUUCGAGUUAACAGAUGACAAAGAAAACGAAAGACUAGCGUACGUGACGUAUCAAGAUAUUCACAGCAUCCAAGCCUUCCACGAACAGAUUGUUAUCGCAGUGAAAGCUCCGGCAGAAACCAGAUUGGAUGUCCCAGCUCCCAGAGAAGACUCUAUCACAGUACACAUAAGAAGCACCAAAGGACCCAUCGAUGUUUAUUUAUGUGAGGUGGAACACGAUCAUUCGGGUAAUAAAGUGUCUGAAGGAGCGGGCACCUCUUCAUCUAAAAACAAACAUCCAGAACACCCCGAUAAAGAAAAGCCUCCACAACAAAGUGAAGAAUUACUUGAAGUGAGCAACUGA